Molecule: messenger RNA, 663 nt
Organism: Cannabis sativa
Lineage: Eukaryota; Viridiplantae; Streptophyta; Magnoliopsida; Rosales; Cannabaceae
Exons: 1
Coding region: 1-663 (220 amino acids)
Molecular function (GO): zinc ion binding
Source: RefSeq, a predicted model, not a curated record
AUGAACGCGAACUCCAAGUCAAAGACUGAUGCUUUUCACAACCAAAUAUAUAAUGUUUCUUACUCAUGGUCGAAAACUGAAUGUGAUAGAGAGUUUAAGAAUGUUAGAAAGAUGAAUCCUGCCAUUGCUGCAUAUGUGGAGAGUAUAGGGUUUGAGAAGUGGGCUCACCCUUAUUAUUUGGGCGAUCGAUACAACAUCAUGACCUGCAAUGCUACCGAAAGCUUCAACAACGUGAUAGAAGAGUUCAGGAAAUAUCCAAUAACUACUAUGGUUGAAUUUAUCAGGUUCACACUACAAUCUUGGUUCGCUGAUCCCCUCGAAAAUGCAGACAAAUGUACAACCCCUUUAACCACGCUCUUUGAAAUGAACUUGGCAAAAAAUCAUGAAAAUGAAAGGUUCAGGCGCGUCCAACAAAAUGGAGCCAAUUUGUAUAACGUUGGUAGGGGACCUAACAGUGAAAGAUGUGGUGAUGUGAACCUAGUUGAAAGGGCAUGUACUUGUGGCGUGUUUACGUUAUUGGAACGCCCUUGCGUUCAUGCAUGUGCCGCGACAUUGAAAACGAAUACGAGUGUAUACACGCUUUGCUCACCUUAUUAUUCGAAAGAUACGUGGAGGAAGACUUACGAUGAUACCAUCAAUCUUGCUGGUGACGAGGAUGAUUGA